This is a messenger RNA of Folsomia candida, 309 nucleotides long. Its product is annotated as sensory neuron membrane protein 1-like. Bases 6 to 281 code for a protein of 91 amino acids. Gene Ontology annotation, cellular component: membrane. NCBI's taxonomy places the organism in Eukaryota, Metazoa, Arthropoda, Collembola, Entomobryomorpha, Isotomidae. The transcript has 2 exons. The record is from RefSeq and is a predicted model, not a curated record.
UUGGGAUGCCAAUUCAAGCUUAUAAACGUCUACAGAUGUCCGUUGAGGUACAGCCACUCCCAUUUGGAGCUCCAUGGGAUACGAUUCCGCAUAUGUUUUUCCCUUUCAUGUGGGCAGCUGAGGAAGGCGUGUUAGAUGACGACAACGCUAACGACAUCAAAUCUAGAUUUAUUAUUCCCAUGCGCAUUGCAAAUAUUGCAAAGUGGGUGAUUGUUGUGGUGGGUGGGGUUGGAACGUUGGUUGGAGCAGGAAGUAUUUUGUAUUUUGCUUUCUUGCGAUAAGCGAUAAUAUGUAUGUAUAGUUUCUAUG